Messenger RNA from Cyprinodon variegatus (sheepshead minnow), 1335 nucleotides. RefSeq lists its product as uncharacterized. The record is from RefSeq and is a predicted model, not a curated record. The transcript is spliced from 3 exons. Lineage: Eukaryota; Metazoa; Chordata; Actinopteri; Cyprinodontiformes; Cyprinodontidae. Bases 150 to 1103 code for a protein of 317 amino acids.
GCUAAGGUGUGAACGUCCUGCCGGACAAACGGCCUAAUCCAGGUAGGCUGUGGAACCUUUAAUCACACUUUGCUUCAUAUCAGCUGCUUCUGUCUGGGUUCGGCGGCCCGUUCGCAUCUUGUUCUGUUUGGUUCCGAAGACUGAGCAGCAUGGAGGUCUGUAACGAAUGGGAAAUCCACAUCCCUAUGGAGGCGGAGGUGAAGAACAUCCCCCUGAAGAGUUUACCUAACUCAAUCCUCAGGAGAAUAGGCCUCACUGUUUCUGACGGCGACUCCUCCAGGAAGCCCACUGACUCCUCAGAGGUGAUCUGGAUUUGUCCAGCUGUGAUUGGACGAAAAGGAGAGGGACACAAGGGGAAACGUUUGGCUGAAUUCCUGGGCACAGAGUUUCAGGGCAGUCCUUUGAAAAUGUCCUUUGUCUCAUCCAAUCGAGCAGCCAGGGAGGUGCUGAAGAACGUCCCUGCAGGGAAACCUUUACCUAAGAAACAACCUCUAUGCCAGGACUUGGCACUGCAGGCCAAUCAAGAUGCUGUUGUCAUCUACAAUGGGCAGAUUUACCUCUGUAUCAGGAAGGGCAGGAAAAGACGACAGAAGGCAGAGGAUCGGUCAUCUGCUCGCACCACCAAGGAGCUGGGAAGCAGCAGAAGAAAGAUAAAACCUGAUGCAGGUAAAGUAAUGAGCUCUCUGAAGGCUAUAAUGAAAAAAGGUGCUUCCACAGUCGGGGCGCCCCUCCGUCCUUCUCCCAGUGGGCACAGAGCAGACGCUAACAGUCAGUGUGUUAAUGCGUCAGGGCUGGACUCGGAGCAAACGGCUCUCCAGCUUUCAUACCGUCAUGAGAAUCAGAGGAACCCGACCAGCAGGACGAGUGGAGAACAUGAGAGGAUAAACUUGGGUGAGGAAGGGGCCUGGACGGGUGACAUGGACGGUGAUCAGACCCGAGGUCAGGAUGAGUUGAAGAUGCCGGAGUCUCUGCAUGCAGCUGCUGCCUCAACGUCGAGACACAUGGACUUUGACUUUAAUGAGCUGGAGCAAGAGGAGAGGAUUGCUCAGCUGAAGGCCAAAUUCAUGCAGAGUGAAGCUGCUCUCAACAACCUGCUGUCCUGAUGGGACAUCUGGCUCUUCUUUCUGGCCAUCAUGACCUGUUGAUAAACUCUAAGCUCAUUGAUGGAUAUGUUUCAACAAGCUUGGAACCUUUAUGACUGGUCUAGUGCUUUUCAAAGACCAAUCUUUUGUCAUGUAUUGUAAUGGAUAAACUUUAUGGUCUGGAAUCUAUGGUUUGAAAAAAAAAUAAAAACAAAAUGUAACUAUAAUGAGCUUAUAUCUUUGACAGUUUUUU